Molecule: messenger RNA, 1488 nt
Organism: Thermothielavioides terrestris NRRL 8126
Lineage: Eukaryota; Fungi; Ascomycota; Sordariomycetes; Sordariales; Chaetomiaceae
Exons: 3
Coding region: 1-1488 (495 amino acids)
Source: RefSeq, a predicted model, not a curated record
AUGAUGCCAACAUUAGGAGGCGGGGACUUUGAGCUGGCGGUACGGCAGCAGCCCAAGUAUGCUUGCGUCGCCAUCGAGAGAAAACCGAUCGACCCUCCGCCCAUAGUACAGCUCAUGGUCAACCCGAGGAAAGAUCCGGCAAGGACGUUCCUGCAGAAUCCGUACCUGAUCCUGACUGCCAGACUCAUCCGCAAGGGCGACGAUGACCCAGAUGAUCCGUCGGGGCCGAAAGAGAGCGACCUGACGGGCACGCUAGUAUCAUCUCUGUACAGCCUCAAGGACACAGAUAACACUCAGGGCGGCUUCUUCGUCUUUGGUGACCUGUCAGUCAGGAGAGUAGGCACCUACCGACUCGCCUUCAUCCUCUACGAGCUCAAGCUGGCCGAGAAGGAGUGCUGGCUGCUCUCGCGCACCGUGUCCGACCCGUUCGUCGUAUACGCGACCAAGACCUUCCCCGGCCUGGCCGAGUCCACGUUCCUGACCCGGUCAUUCAGCGACCAGGGCGUGCGCCUGCGCCUCCGCAAGGACUCGCGCACCGUGUCGACCAAGAAGCGCAGCAUCAGCCAGGCCGAGCAGAUCCGCGCGUCCCAAGGGAUACACGGCUACCUCCCGCACGACGCCAGCCACGACCUCAGCCCGACCGGCCACUCUCCGCACCACCACCUCCGCCGCAUCAGCACCCUGCAAGACCCGGGCAUCCCGCCGGGCCACCCCCUCGACCGCUCGCGCAGCUCCAUGGGCUCCCAAGGCAGCUACUACACCGACUCGCCUCAGCUCCGCUCCGCCGGAGACUACACGCCCACCUCGUACGGCUACACGACCGCCGGCUACGACGACGCCAAACCCCCGCACAAGCGCGCGCGCAUGGACGGCACCAGCCUGGACAGCCCGCACGCCGGGGGCUACGACACCGACCCCGCCACCACCACCACCACCACCACUCCAACCAGCUACCACAACCCGUACCACCACCCGCACCACCCACCCCCCGCCCACGCACACACACACCACCCGCACCCGCGCACCGUCCCCGACCCGCUGACGUCCCUCUACCCGCUCGCCACCCCGCCGGGCCCAACCCACGCGACCACCAGCCCGGCAACAACAAGCUACAACCCGCUCGCCGCCCUCUCGACCAUCCCCCCGGCCCUGCCGACCAUGCCCAGCCCCUACACAACCACGGGCCCGACGAUCCUGCCGCCCCGCCUCGACACCUCCCACCUGCCGCCGCACUCGCCCGUCGGCGCCGCUGGGGGGCCGCCCGGGUCCGCUACUUCCACCGCCGGCGUUGCCGGCGGCGCGUUCUCGCCGCACGGUAACGGUGGUGGGAAUGGUGGUGGUGGUGGUAGCCGGCGCAGUCCGGCCGGGUAUGCCUAUGCCGCGCACGCGCACCACGCGUUUGCGUCGCCUGUGGUGGGGGUGCCGUUUCAUCCUGCUGCUGCUGCUGCUGUUGCUGGUGGAGGGGGAGGUGUGAGGAAGCCGUACUGA